GAUCGGCACUUCUUUGCUCAUUUUUUGGUUGAGCAUCAAGUCCACUGCUGAUUGCAUUCCUCGUCGUCGUUCUUGGAGAGAGUAAGAGAAAAUGACAAGCCUCACGACGACGAACAGCCGAAUGGACCCUGCUGCGUACUUGUCGGAGGAGUGCAUGCUGCUCGUGUUGUCGUUCUUGCGACCCGUCCGCUGUCCUCCGCUUUGCAACUGUUGUGGAAAGCCCGAAAAGUCGGAGGAAACUCCCGAUCGUCGUCUUUUCGCUCUUUCCGUGGAGGACGAUGGUUUCGUCGAGGAUGAGGACGACGAUGCCAGAGAAUAUGAUGACGAUGUCGACAACUACGAUGAUCUCAUGGGCCGAGAUGGAAUUGAAGACGCCAUGGACGCAGACGAAAGCACGACAGGAAGCGUCUCUUUCGAUGGACAUGACGACUACGUCGAGACAGAGCAGGAGUUGAGAAACAAGGACGACGACGUCGAACAAGACACGACAUGGUCGUCCACUUACGACGCUCUGGACGCCGUGAAGUUCUAUCAUUCCCUGGUCGGUGUCUCUCGUCGAUGGAAGUCGCUCCUGGACUCCUCCAUGUACAUUCUUGUCGGCGACAUUCGGUUUGACAACUCUCGCAUCCCAGACGGAACCUUGGCGGAGCGCCUCGUGCAAUUCAUGAGCCGUCAUCGGAUCCGAAUCGAAUCCUUCUUUUGUGGCGACGGCUGGCAAGAGCUGGCGCCUUUGUUCGCCGAGGCUUUGCAGAAAUGCGACACGUCCAACUUGGUCAGUUUCCAAACGAGCGCUUCCAUGACGGACUUUGUCACAGAGGCGCCCGAGCGAUUCCUCAUCGACGUACUGGCUGACAAGUGCGGCGGUGGUUCAAGUGCCACGAGGAAGGCCAGUGCCAUGCAGUAUUUGGAUGUGCGCUUGACGGUGGACACCGAAGCGUCCAUCGUCCCGCUCCAGUUGCCAGGACUGUUCUCGCUUGCUUCCAUCAAGGUGUUGAUGAUCGACCUCACUUUGCAAGCUCCCAAUGGCAUUUGCAGUUCCGAUCUUCUCUGUCCCUUUGUGGAACACUUGCCGUCCCUCGAAGACCUGUACUUGGAAAGCACGUCGUUGCCUGCCGAGAACGACGAAGUGCUUCACAUUCGAUCGGCGUCGCUCCAGAGUCUUGCCGUCCAUGCCAUGUGGCCUGGCGUCAGUCUCUCGUUGGCAUGCCCGAAUCUGUGCGAGUUUCGAUGCCUUGGAGUGGUGGAGCCUGCCCUCUUUCAUCCCGACCGUCUCAUGGACAUUGUUUGUGUCGGUCAAAAGGUGGUGGAAUGCGAGCAAGAGGUGGAUCCAGGCUGUGUCGUGGUGGUUGUGAGUCCGCCUUGUCAAUUCUGCGUCGAAUGCCCCGGCAUGCCGCCGUUCUCGUACCCGUUUGAAGCAGUGUUCGAUGCGAACUUGCCAUUCCUGCAGUGAGUGUGUGAAACCAAUAAAUGGUUGUAUUCGAAAAACAGCGGAUCGAGCCGUCACAAAAGCACGCAGCUAGGUAGACUAGCUAGCUAGCUACGUUGUAACAGAUCUGAUCCACCAAAAGGAGCACAGCAGCCCCGCACUAGAAACAGCAGAGGCAUAAAAAAAAUAAAGCGGAAACGCUUGUACAAAAAUCAAAAAGACAUCUGGCGCAACGAUGUAGAUUUCUUUCUAAAUGGUUGGAGAUCUAUCAAUAUCGAAGGAUUGGGUGAAAAGUGUGCUGUAGAUUGAUGGAUGAUAAAAAGUGUAGCCUUGUCUGGUUGGAAUGUGUUUCCACCAGGAGAUUGUCAUGUUGGUGUUGUUUGUAUUCCGCUCUUUCGUUCUACAGUCGUAUAGUGCUAACUUGCCAGAGCCAUGUGUUGCAGAGUAUGCUGUUGCAAUGCUUGAACGGUGGUCAAGACUGGUGGUCCUCCUCCGCCAUAAUACAUCAUGGGUUGAUGACAAUUAUUGUUGGAACCAAUGCUUUCAUAAUCCCCCACACUACUGGUCGUGUCAUGGGGUUCUGGUCGUAUGGAUUCUCCCAAAUCACUAAUUCCAUCCGAUCGAGUUCUAACGCCAAGCUGUUGUUGUGGUGGCGGCGCAAUGAGUCGGGGAAUACUGGGUGUCAUCCAUGACGACUUGCUACUAGUACUCAUGAGUCGAUCCAAGAGACACUCUUGCCGCAAAAUGACUUCGGGGUAAAUGUCGUGCAGCGCCCGUUGGGUCCCAUCGAGUACCAUUUGCAUCAUGGCCACUUGUGCUUGUUGUGUAUCGAGCAAUGCCCGUUCUCGUUUGAGGGCGGAUGUGAUUUGUUUGCUAUUGGUGCUGGUAAUGUCGCAUU
Messenger RNA from Seminavis robusta, 2324 nucleotides. Lineage: Eukaryota; Bacillariophyta; Bacillariophyceae; Naviculales; Naviculaceae. The record is from the annotation of a GenBank genome assembly.